GCGUCGACGCUCAUUUGCCGUCGCCGCCGUUGCCAGUGACGCCAGUGACGCUCGCUCAACAUGGCCGCCGUGGCUUCUGAAGCGAGGAUGCAGGCUAAAACCACUGAAACGUCCGACGUUGGGAAGACGGCCGCGCACGGACAACGUGAUGAAGGUACAUGCUCGAAGGAGAUCAGCUGCCGACAGGAAAUGACAACAGGCAUUCUCUUCAAAUGCUGUUUCUGCACCCAUGUCACCGGCCAUCAGCAUGGAAUCCUCAACCACCUGGUUGUCCAUGGAGAGGAACAACAACUUGAGUGUCAUCAGUGUCCAAAUUCCCUUUCCGAAAUGAAAGACUCGAGAUGCCAUACUAAGAUUUAUCAGUCAGAAGGAUCUUUCGAGCGUCAUCUGUGCCCAGCAACGUUUGGAGAAAAUAGUCAACUGGUCAAUCAGAUUCAAAUGCACAUAGGUGAAAAGCCUUCCAAGUGUAAGCAGUGUUCCCAAGCCUUCACUUGGAAUAAGCAGUUUAAAUGUAGCAGCUGUCCAGCGGCUUUCGUCCAAAGUGCAGACUGUAUAGCUCACAUUCAAAUGCACGCAGGCGAGAAACCUUACAAAUGCGAGCAUUGUUCUAAAGCGUUCAGUGCGCGUGCGACCCUGACGGAGCACAUUCGAAGUCACACGGGCGAGAAACCUUACAAAUGCGAGCAGUGUGCCGAAGCCUUUAGUGUGCGUAGGAACCUGACACAGCACACUCGAAGGCACACAGGCGAGAGGCCUUACAAAUGUGAGCAAUGUCCUGAAGCUUUUAGUGCACGUGCCACCCUCAGGCAGCACAUUCGAAGGCACACAGGUGAAAGACCGUACAAAUGCAAGCAAUGCCCCAAAGCCUUCAGUGCACGUGCGACCCUGACACAGCACAUUCGAACGCACACAGAUGAGAGGUCUUUCAAAUGCGAGAUCUGUCUCCAAGCUUUUCGUCACGGUAAUAUGCUGACACGGCACAUUCAAACACACACAGGUGAGAGACCCCACAAAUGCGAGAUAUGUUCCAAAGCCUUUAGUGAACGUGCCACCCUCAGGCAGCACAUUCGAAGUCACACGGGCGAGAGACCCUACCAAUGUCUGAAAUGUUCCAAAGCCUUUAGUGCGCGUGCAACCCUGACGCAGCACAUGCGAACGCACACAGGCGAGAGACCUUACAAAUGCGAGAAAUGUUUCAAAGCCUUCACUACGCGUACAUCCUUGAGGCAGCACAUUCGAACGCACACGGGCGAGAGACCUUAUGAAUGUGAGCAAUGUUCCAAAGCCUUUAGUACGCGUGCAACCCUUACACAGCAUGCUCGAAGGCACACAGGUGAGAAACCUUUAAGACGCAAGCCAUGUCCUGAAACGUAGGAACCUGGUGCAGCAGGCUCAAAUGCUUGAGGGGUCAUAGAAUUGUAUGUCCCGUAACUUGUCUGGGUCAGUCAGGUCAAGCAGAAAAAUGUUACUUGCGGGAAAAAGAAAGAAAAGGACUGCAGGAAUAGCUCUCACAGAUGUUAGCAGCAAGUUUCAACUUGGUCGGCCAUACAAACACACAGGCAGGGGGUCACCUGUUUGGACAGUUCGCUCAAGCCUUUCUAUAUUGUGCUGUUUUCUAGAUGCACGAAGGUGUGUGAGAAGCAAAGGUGGAUUUUGUAGACUAUGCUUGUCUGGCAUUGAAUUAACGAAAAGGGCAAACAACCUUCACUGACUCAUAGUUUGAUAAAUCCUGGCGUAAUUUGUCUAAAAAGAAGCUGGGCUCUUCAUAACUUUGCCUUCAAUAUUUGUUCUGGUGCCCGGGUACCCUUUAAAGUGCUGGCAAAAAGAAAAAAAACAUUAAAAAAAACUACCUUUGUCCUUAUUAAUUUCAGUAAACUUUUUUUUUUUUUUUUUUUUUUUUUUUUUUCAGAAAAGAGCAGCGUCCGCGAAAUGGUCUUUGAACUACAAAUGAAGUUGUAGUCUCCUAUCUCUUUCCAUUGCAGCGGAGCAAACGGUGGAGAGAAGGUCGCUUCCACUCCAGGGUUCGCUCUACUAAAGUGGAAAAAGGUGGGAGGAGCUUCCACUUCGUUCUUGACCUGUCUCCGACUACAGCCAUUUUACAUUUGCCUGAAAGGAAGCCUAAUGAAGUGUUGCAAAUAAUAAAUGUGUCUAAACUCGGC
Ixodes scapularis (black-legged tick) is the source of this 2159-nucleotide messenger RNA. RefSeq names its product zinc finger protein 501. The record is from RefSeq and is a predicted model, not a curated record. Lineage: Eukaryota; Metazoa; Arthropoda; Arachnida; Ixodida; Ixodidae. The transcript is spliced from 2 exons. The coding region runs from base 61 to 1374 and encodes 437 amino acids.